Messenger RNA from Patella vulgata (common limpet), 1226 nucleotides. RefSeq names its product protein farnesyltransferase/geranylgeranyltransferase type-1 subunit alpha. The record is from RefSeq and is a predicted model, not a curated record. Gene Ontology annotation, biological process: protein farnesylation; protein geranylgeranylation. Gene Ontology annotation, cellular component: cytoplasm; protein farnesyltransferase complex; CAAX-protein geranylgeranyltransferase complex. The transcript has a single exon. NCBI's taxonomy places the organism in Eukaryota, Metazoa, Mollusca, Gastropoda, Patellidae. Gene Ontology annotation, molecular function: CAAX-protein geranylgeranyltransferase activity; protein farnesyltransferase activity. The coding region runs from base 78 to 1058 and encodes 326 amino acids.
UAUGGCCGAAACAACAUGUUUAAUGUUAUGAUUAUCAACGCAGUGACGGUCGUUUUCAUGAAUCGAUUAAAUUGAAAAUGUCUGAAAGUAGCUCUGAUGAAAACGCUUGUGGAGACGCUUGGACCUUCUACAGGGAUAAGCAAGAAUGGAAGGAUGUUACCCCAAUCCCACAGGACGAUGGACCCCACCCAGUGGUUCAGAUCGCUUAUUCCGAGAAGUUCAGGGAUGUUUAUGACUAUUUUCGAGCUGUUGUUUCUGCUGAUGAAAGAAGUGAAAGAGCUCUGCACUUGACAAAAGAUGCCGCCGAACUUAAUUCUGCUAACUACACUGUUUGGCAUUACAGAAGAGUAAUUCUAAAAGAAUUAAAAUCUGAUCUGUCGGUUGAAUUGAAAUAUAUAUCAGAAGUUAUUGAAGAUAAUCCAAAGAAUUAUCAAGUUUGGCACCAUAGAAGAGUGAUUGUAGAUUGGCUAAGAGAUCCAUCGUUAGAGUUGUGGUUUACAGAAAAGAUUCUUCGUCAAGAUGCUAAAAAUUACCACGCUUGGCAGCAUAGACAAUGGGUUAUUCAAGAGUUUGAUCAAUGGGAUAAAGAGCUGGUGUACAUUGAGAAAUUGCUGAAAGACGAUGUAAGAAAUAAUUCUGCCUGGAAUCAGCGAUAUUUUGUAAUAAAAAAUACCACUGGUUUUACAGAUGAAGUAGUUCAGCGUGAAUCUAAAUAUGCACAGGACAAUAUUAGAAAAGCCCCUGGUAAUGAAAGUGCUUGGAACUAUUUGAAAGGUGUACUCAGUGACCGAGAUUUAUCUAAAUAUCCAGGUCUAAUGGACUUCUGUAGUGAAUUAUAUGAUACUCACUAUAGGUCACCAUAUCUGUUAGCAUGUAUGGUUGAUAUUCAGGAAAAUUUACUGGAACUACGCGAAGGAAAUAAAGAAGAAGUAUUGAAAAAAGUAUUAGAGUUAUGUAAAUUGCUGGCAGAAGAGUAUGAUACAAUUCGAAGGGAAUAUUGGCACUAUAUUUCUCAGUCUAUAGCAACACAAUAUGGUACAGAAGUGAAUAACAUCUAAUAAAUUCCAUUAACCUGACUCUCCUUUCCACUAAGACUGAAAGACAUUAUUAACAUAAUCACCCAAAUCAAUAAAUUGAAUUUAUUUACAUGUAUUUGUAUUCUUCCAGUUAGCGAACACAUGGCUAUCUGUAAGACAAUAAACAUUAUCAAUGAAUGUGGGUAAUAA